Molecule: messenger RNA, 902 nt
Organism: Triticum urartu
Lineage: Eukaryota; Viridiplantae; Streptophyta; Magnoliopsida; Poales; Poaceae
Product: putative E3 ubiquitin ligase complex SCF subunit sconB
Biological process (GO): SCF-dependent proteasomal ubiquitin-dependent protein catabolic process
Cellular component (GO): cytoplasm; SCF ubiquitin ligase complex
Molecular function (GO): protein binding
Source: RefSeq, a predicted model, not a curated record
GCGAGGGACCGCAAGCCGUUGCAUCUAUCUAACCACCGGGAGCCGGGGCCAACGACCUUUGCUUCCCCUUGCCGCAUGUUCCCCUCACGUCCUCCUCACCCUCUUCCACUCCUCACCGCUCAUCGUCGUCGUCGCGCGCUCGCUCUCCCUCGGAGCUCCCCGCGAUUCCUCCCAUGGACGGGCUGCCUGGGGAGCUGUGCUUCAAGAUCUUCCACCUCCUCGAUCACCAGUCCCUCGCCGCCGCUCCCCAAGUCUGCAGGAAGUGGAACGCGUUGACCUGCGACGACGAGCUGUGGCGCAAGCUGUUCGAGGACAGGUGGGGAGCGGACGCCACGGCCUUCUACGCGCCGGAGCCGGAGGGCGCCAAGCCCUGGAAGGACGUCUUCGUCGUGCAGGACCGAUGCGACCGAUACGGCCUGGGCGUCAGGAUCAUCAGGGAGGGAAACGACUACUACCUGAUCUACCAAGGCGAGAUCCAGAGCUACCUGGGCACGAGCUGCGACGCCAAGGACGCGCAGCCGCAGGGCGCUGAAGCGGAGAAGAGGCAGAUAUCUGACCGGAUCCUCUUCUUCCUGGGGGACCUGGAGACUGCUUAUGCCGACGCCAAGCGUGUCAAGACGUGACCGCGUCGUUCAGAAACAAAACUGUUGAAAUGUCUGUAAAAUUCUUGUCCUUGUAUUGCAUAGCUCGUGCAUAAGGUUGCAUUUAGUCUUCUACGUACAGACAUCCCAUAGUGUUUCGCCGUCGUAUUCUUCAUCUGGGAACUACAAUUCAGAUGUUUUCCUCUUACUAAUCUUCUUGCAGUUCGGAAACUGCAGAUAAUGUACGAUACAAUUAUUCAGUCGCUUAUGCUUGUAGCAGUAAUGAAAAAAUGGUGAAGAGCAACAAAUUAACGAGUUUCA